Messenger RNA from Trichophyton benhamiae CBS 112371, 3018 nucleotides. RefSeq names its product alpha,alpha-trehalose phosphate synthase subunit, putative. Gene Ontology annotation, biological process: trehalose biosynthetic process. The coding region runs from base 1 to 3018 and encodes 1005 amino acids. The record is from RefSeq and is a predicted model, not a curated record. Gene Ontology annotation, molecular function: catalytic activity. The transcript is spliced from 3 exons. Gene Ontology annotation, cellular component: alpha,alpha-trehalose-phosphate synthase complex (UDP-forming); cytosol. Lineage: Eukaryota; Fungi; Ascomycota; Eurotiomycetes; Onygenales; Arthrodermataceae.
AUGACGAUAUUUAUCGUUUCUCUAGCACUCUUCGCUGACCGAGCCAGCUUUCUGCCGCACACGAUCGACUUUGCGCUGCCGGAAGGCUACCAGCGCAAGGCCUCCCAUCACCACCGCCGCAAGAGCUCUGGCCAGAGGGCUACUCUCUUUGGACGCUUGCCAGGCAGCCAGACGGCCACUCCUACAUCGGCGUCAGCGUCGACGUCAGCAUCAACAUCGACGGCGACGACAGCGACAACAUCUGCUGCUGCAUCUAACCAUGCGUCCGGAUCGACCGUAGCAGGCCGUCGACCGUCUAGCUUAAGGGAUCAAGGACGUAUAUUCUCGUGCCCGGACUACUCCAGCUCCGGUAUAGAGGUUACCUCUCAGCAACCACGGCUUCUGGCACCUAGCGACCCACACUCACCUCGCUGGGGCUCUCCGGGGGCUUUUAAUCAGCCCAAAGCCCAGGCUCUUGCGCCUCCGUCAUCCUCCAUUCUCAACCAUGCACUCGGCCAGGAGUCUGCUUCAGAGCUGUCAAGGACUGAGCCUACGGUUCUGCCUCCUUCACCGGUACGCCCGUCUAUAGAGCCUGGGUCCCAACCAAAUCAGGAGAGUGUAUUUGAGAGCGCAGAAUGGACGGUUCAGCCUUCAGAGCAAGGAAACGGUGGUUUGUUAAACGCAAUACGCUCAGCUGUUGAUUGGCCAUAUAUGAAGGAUAAGCUAUGGGUUGGUACACUGGGGAUGCCCACGGAUGCAUUGCAUGAAAAGCAAAAGGAGGCUAUAGCUGAAAAGCUGGCUGCCGACUACGAAGCGUUGACCAUAUUUGUCUCGGAUAACGACUUUGACAGCCAUUACCUACACUUUUGCAAGAUGAUCCUUUGGCCAGUGUUCCACUACCAAAUACCAGAUAACCCCAAGAGCAAAGCUUACGAAGACCAUUCAUGGAUAUUCUACCGCCGUGUUAACUAUAACUUUGCAAAGGAGCUUAUCAAAAACUGGAAACGAGGAGAUGUGAUCUGGGUGCAUGAUUACCAUCUCCUCUUGGUACCUGCCAUGGUGAGGAAGGAAAUACCCGAUGCACAGAUAGGCAUUUUUCUUCAUGUUGCAUUCCCCUCCUCAGAAGUGUUCAGAUGCCUCUCCGUCCGUGUGGAGUUGCUCAAGGGGAUGCUCGGUGCAAACCUAAUUGGUUUCCAGACUCAGGAAUACUGUCACCAUUUCUUGCAGACUUGUAGUCGGUUGCUCAAUGUCGAGGCUACAAAGGACGGUGUACAGCUGGAGGAUAGAUUUGUCAACGUCGGCACGUUCCCCAUUGGAAUUGACCCUGUCUCACUUGAUAUCCGCAGACAGUGCGGAGAAGUCAAGUCCUGGAUAAACAUCCUCCAGGAAAAAUUCAAGGGCAAAAGACUUAUUGUUGCUAGGGAUAAGCUUGACAAUGUCAGGGGAGUACGUCAGAAAUUAUUGGCAUAUGAACUCUUCCUCAAUAAAUACCCUCAUUGGCGAGAUUCAGUUGUUCUCAUACAGGUAGCAUCUACUACUACGGAACAACCAGAACUAGAAGCCUCUGUUUCCGAUAUCGCGACACGAAUCAACUCCGUUCACUCCAACCUUGCCCAUCAACCGCUUAUUUUCCACAAGCAAGACCUGCUUUUUGAUCAAUAUCUUGCUCUUAUUUCUGUUGCUGAUGUUUUCAUGGUCACGAGUCUACGUGAGGGAAUGAAUCUUACCAGUCAUGAAUUUAUCCACUGUCAGGAUGGCCUACUCUCAUCGUCCAAACACGGCCCAUUGAUCCUCAGUGAAUUCACUGGCAGUGCAUCAAUAUUCAACUACCACCCCCUCCUUGUUAAUCCAUGGAACUAUCAAGAAUGUGCAGAUGCAAUAAAUACAGCUCUCGAAAUGUCUCCCGAGACUCGCCUAGCACAAUGGACUCGUCUCAAUACUACUGCAAAGGACCAUGUCACGACCCGGUGGGUAAACAAUUUCACAGAGGCUCUGGACCGUGCAUACCGCCAGCAUUCCACUCGUGAAACAGUUGCCGUCCCCAGGCUAUCGAUUCCUAAUCUCUGCAAUGCAUACCGUACAUCUUCCCGUCGCCUCCUCAUCCUAGACUAUGAAGGUACCCUGGUGAGCUGGGGACAACCGACAAGUACUGUCCUUACAACUCCUCAGCGAGCUAUCGAUACCCUGACGGACCUUCUCGAAGAUCCCUUGAACACAGUCUACGUGAUGUCCUCACGUAUGCCAGAAGACAUGGAACGCCUCUUCAGCCGCGUUCCCGGCCUUGGCCUAAUAGCUGAAAACGGAUGCUUUGUGCGGCCGCCCCCCAUGUUAUCUCCAACGCCUUCCCCUCCAACGACAGGCACAUUUGUAACCUCAAACUGGAUCCGUCUCAUUGACAUGACUAAGAUGAAUGACUGGAAGCUUUCUCUUUCCCCUAUGCUUCGUUACUUCCAAGAACGUACAGAAGGAAGCUGGAUUGAAGAAACUCACGCGUCACUGAUCUUCCACUAUGAGCGAGCAGAGGACUCGCAAAGCGCAGAACGUCAUGCGUCUGAAUGCGCAAAUAACGUCAACGACAGUUGCGGCAACCAUAGUCUAAGAGCAAUACAGAUGGACGGCUGUGUUGUUGCCGGGCCUGUGGAACCAAACAAAGGUACUGCAGCUAAUGUGGUGUUUUCGACAUAUACGAGGAGAGAGUCACGCAGAAGCUCCAGCGCUGGUAGUGCGAGUAGCGCUAAACAGGGUAUGGCUAUUGAAUGGAAGAGUGAGACAGAAGACAAUGAUGAAGAUGUGCCGGACUUUAUCCUUGUGAUUGGCGAUGGAAGAGAUGACGAACCCGCAUUCAGAUGGGCAAAUGAACUUGGCGAAGAAAAGAAGGUGAAGAACGUCAUGACAGUUACGUUAGGAUUCAAGAACACGGAAGCCAUGGCCACUUUAAAUCAAGGCGUUACCGGAAAACUGGUUGAUAUAUCGCAGCGGAGGGAUUCGGCGUCACUUGCUCAAAAGCUAUCUUAUAUCCCGGCGUCAAAUGGAGAGUGA